ACGGCAGCUCGAGAAUGACGGCAUUUCACUAUUCGGCAGCCUAGGACUUCCGUUUAUAUAUCGCAGAGCCCUUUUUUACGUUAAACGUUAGCAUUCAAAUCACCUGGAAAGUGUCAAUAUUUGCUCAAAUACAAUGGGAAUAGAGGAUGAAACGGACCGGACGCUCUUCAUAAGAAAUUUAGAUCCAAGAGUGACGGAGGAGCUUUUGUUCGAACUGUUUUUACAGGCAGGACCUCUCAUCAAAACUAAAAUCCCAAAAGACUCGGAUGGGAAACAGAAAACCUUUGGUUUUGCCGUUUACAGACACGAAGUGUCCGUGCCGUAUGCCAUGCAGCUACUCAACGGGACAUCGCUGUUUGGGAGAACUAUUCAUGUGCAGUUCAGAUCAGGUAGCAGUCAUAGCAGCAGUCCAGGGAACUCGCAGAAUUCAAGUCCUGCAAAUACCCCAAAUCCUCACGGCCAGAGGACUCCGAUCCAGUUCAGUUCUCCACCAUAUACUCCUCCCCAAAUGCAGAGGUCCUUUUCGUCUCCCGAUAAUCUGCAGAAGCAUGUCAUGAUGAGCAACAUGAUGUGGCAGCUCCACAUGCAGCAGCUCGAGCAGGUGAACGGCGGCUUCUCCAAGCCUCUGCAGAGGCAGCCGCCUGCAGGUGGAAAUUCUGGUGGAGCUGGCUCAAGGCACCACGACAACAGCCCCUAUCGGCAUCAUCCGUUCCACAUGAACAGUGGCAGCAGAAGCCAGCGCCACGCAGACGAAUCAGGAUCCGGCCGUCAUCAGCCACACGGCCACAGCCGGGACAGCUAUCACCACCAGAGCGACCGGAGCGGCAACCGUCAGCAUGACAGCAGAGGUGGAAACAGACAUCAUGACGACAGGAGCGGCAGCCGCGGCUACCAAGAUAGUAGAUGGCGACGGUACUGAUACAUGCUAAGGAUUUCUCUAAAGACUUGGGUUCUUCACAAAUUUGUGCGCAGCUUCAUAAAGAAGAGCAUUAAUUAUGUUGAUAAAUUCACAUGUGUACUCAGGUUGUUUGUACAUGAUCCUACCAGUCUGAAGAUUUAAUAACGUAUGCCUUAGAGCCAUUUUUGUUUACUUUUAAGGCAUUUUUAAAUUUGUAAACCACUUUCAUGUGAGUUUUUCCUCACGGAUGUCCCUCUAAAUAUUUAGAGGGGAAGAACUGUAUUAUCAUGAGAGCAAGGACAAGAAAAAAAAAAAAAAAAAAAAUCAGGCAUGACUGAUCAUAUUCGGGACAAAAGACUUGCAAAAAAAGAUUUAAGAUAUUGGCCAGUUUUUAUGUUAUGCAAAUAGUCUUUAAAUGGUGCUUCCAGAAUUUUUAAUUCUUCAGGUAUUUUUCAAAAAACAACAGUGUCAGCUAAACAUUCACCAGCACCACUUUUACUGCAGUAGGGCACCAUCCUUUCUUAUUGUAAGAACAGUUGACCUUGCUCUUUCUACAAAUGGCUUUAUUUUAUUUUUUUAUUCUGAGUCUGUAAGACAAACUGUUUUACAAUGAACAUUUUCAUUAUUAUAAAACUCCUUUCAUUGA
Messenger RNA from Xiphias gladius (swordfish), 1544 nucleotides. It is a transcript of the gene rbm7, whose product is annotated as RNA binding motif protein 7. The record is from RefSeq and is a predicted model, not a curated record. Gene Ontology annotation, biological process: regulation of alternative mRNA splicing, via spliceosome. The transcript is spliced from 5 exons. Gene Ontology annotation, cellular component: nucleus. Gene Ontology annotation, molecular function: single-stranded RNA binding. NCBI's taxonomy places the organism in Eukaryota, Metazoa, Chordata, Actinopteri, Istiophoriformes, Xiphiidae. Bases 134 to 919 code for a protein of 261 amino acids.